Molecule: messenger RNA, 3538 nt
Organism: Propithecus coquereli (Coquerel's sifaka)
Lineage: Eukaryota; Metazoa; Chordata; Mammalia; Primates; Indriidae
Gene: GTPBP1
Product: GTP binding protein 1
Exons: 12
Coding region: 23-2032 (669 amino acids)
Biological process (GO): translational elongation
Molecular function (GO): GTP binding; translation elongation factor activity; GTPase activity
Source: RefSeq, a predicted model, not a curated record
GAAUUAGCCUAAGUUAUUAAAGAUGGCGGCGGAGCGGAGUCGCUCCCCGAUGGACUCGCCGGUUCCGGCCUCAAUGUUCGCCCCCGAGCCCAGCUCCCCGGGGGCGUCCAGGGCCGCGGCGGCCGCCGCCCGACUCCACGGCGGCUUCGACUCGGACUGCAGCGAGGACAGCGAGGCGCUCAACGGCGAGCCGGAGCUGGACCUCACCAGCAAGCUGGUUCUAGUGAGCCCUACAUCAGAGCAGUAUGACAGCCUACUUCGGCAGAUGUGGGAGAGGAUGGACGAGGGAUGCGGAGAGACCAUAUAUGUCAUUGGGCAGGGAUCAGAUGGGACUGAGUAUGGGCUGAGUGAAGCUGACAUGGAGGCCUCCUAUGCCACAGUGAAGAGCAUGGCGGAACAGAUAGAGGCCGAUGUCAUCCUCCUGCGGGAACGUCAAGAAGCUGGGGGCCGGGUGCGUGAUUACCUGGUCCGGAAACGAGUUGGAGACAAUGACUUCCUGGAGGUCAGGGUAGCAGUAGUGGGCAACGUGGAUGCCGGCAAAAGCACUCUUCUGGGGGUCCUGACACAUGGGGAGCUGGACAAUGGCCGAGGCUUUGCCCGCCAGAAACUCUUCCGCCACAAACAUGAGAUUGAAUCUGGGCGCACCAGCAGUGUGGGCAACGACAUUCUGGGCUUUGACAGCGAAGGCAAUGUGGUAAACAAGCCCGACAGCCACGGUGGCAGCCUGGAGUGGACAAAGAUUUGUGAGAAGUCCACUAAGGUUAUUACUUUCAUUGACUUGGCUGGCCAUGAGAAGUACCUGAAGACCACUGUGUUUGGCAUGACUGGCCAUUUGCCUGACUUCUGCAUGCUCAUGGUGGGCAGCAAUGCUGGCAUCGUGGGGAUGACCAAGGAGCACUUGGGCUUGGCACUGGCACUCAAUGUACCUGUCUUUGUGGUAGUCACCAAGAUUGACAUGUGUCCUGCCAACAUCCUGCAAGAAACCCUGAAGCUGUUACAGCGCCUGCUGAAGUCACCAGGCUGCCGGAAGAUCCCUGUGCUGGUUCAGAGCAAGGAUGAUGUGAUUGUUACAGCCUCCAACUUCAGCUCUGAGAGGAUGUGCCCGAUAUUCCAGAUCUCCAACGUUACAGGCGAGAACCUAGAUCUGCUGAAGAUGUUCCUCAACCUCCUCUCCCCCCGCACCAGCUACAGGGAGGAGGAGCCUGCUGAGUUUCAAAUUGAUGACACCUACUCUGUCCCCGGCGUGGGGACGGUGGUGUCGGGGACAACACUGAGGGGCCUGAUCAAGCUGAAUGACACACUGCUGCUGGGCCCAGAUCCCCUGGGUAACUUCCUGUCCAUCGCCGUCAAAUCGAUCCAUCGCAAGCGCAUGCCUGUUAAGGAGGUGCGGGGGGGCCAGACGGCGUCUUUCGCGCUGAAGAAGAUCAAGCGAUCGUCCAUCCGGAAGGGCAUGGUGAUGGUUUCCCCACGCUUGAAUCCCCAAGCCUCCUGGGAGUUUGAGGCCGAGAUUCUCGUCCUCCACCACCCUACCACGAUUAGCCCGCGCUACCAGGCCAUGGUGCACUGUGGGAGCAUCAGACAGACGGCCACCAUACUGAGCAUGGACAAGGACUGUCUGCGUACUGGGGACAAGGCCACUGUACACUUCCGCUUCAUCAAGACUCCGGAGUACCUGCACAUAGACCAGCGGCUGGUGUUCCGGGAAGGCCGCACCAAGGCUGUCGGCACCAUCACUAAGCUCCUCCAGACCACCAACAACUCCCCGAUGAACUCCAAGCCCCAGCAGAUUAAAAUGCAGUCGACGAAAAAGGGCCACCUGACCAAACGAGAAGAGGGGGGCCUAUCCAGCGGGCCGGCAGUAGGAGCACCCCCACCCGGAGACGAAGUGUCCUCUCUAGGGGCUACACAGCCAGCUGCAUCCAGUAGUCUCCCGCCGCAGCCCAAGCCCAGCAGUGGGGGCCGGCGACGAGGGGGCCAGCGCCACAAGGUGAAGUCCCAGGGGGCCUGUGUGACUCCUGCCAGCGGAUGCUGAAUCUUACCCAGCCCACCCCCCACCACCCAAGGGGUCCUCACACUCUGGCCACUGCUCCACCAGAAGGACAGAGCAGCUCUGACUGCCACCCACUCUCCCCCCAGGGCCACAGCCAGAGCCUCCGCAUUGCCCCACCCCCAUUUUCCAGGGGGUGUGUAAUUUAUGAGCUGAGGAAGAUGGCUGGACUCCCGGAGGACUGACCAUCUCCCACCCUCUUCCCUGCCUUCUUCCUCACUCACAUGUUUUUUGUACAUCUGGGCCCUUAGUUUUUAUUCUGUUUAUUAUAUGUCUCUGUCUCUCUCUAUUCUGUGUGUGUGUGUGUGUGUGGCGCAGGAGUGCCACCGCCAGGGCCCUGUCAGUCUCUCUCCUUUUCUCCUCCAUGGCUGCCCAGCUGCCCGCCUGCCUGUGUGUCUCCGUGAGAAUCCUCAGGGCCGUGAGGGCAUGUCAGGAGCUGAAGGAGCCCAGCUUCCCUGUCUCACUGCUCCUCUCGGCACUCAGAAGCCCCUUCCGUGGAGCCAGACUGGGCAGAGGGGCUUCUGGGAUUCAGUGCUGCUGCCAGAGCAGGGAGUCCCCACUCUAGGACUUGGGGAUUUUAACAGGGAGAAAGCGAUGGCUUCCCCUUUUGUCUCUCUCCCUCUUUUUCCCUUUAAGCCCCCAAACAGGUAAUGCCAAAAGCUCUCCUGUUGUGACCUGUAGAUGUGUGGAACGCAGUGGCAGUGGGAUUGUAGGACUCUCCCUGCCCCGGACUCUGACCCAAAGACAUCUGGUGGGGUUUCCCCAUGGAGACAAUCCUGUGUUUGCCUGGGCUGGCCCCGGCUACGCCUGGCUUUGCCGACCUGCUCAGCCUGGAGCCUCUCCCUAUGCCCAGGAGCCGCCCUCUGUGGACUUGGGCUUUUUGUUGGGCCUUGGGCACCAGUUACUAAAUUGAGGUCUGGGUCUGCUCAGGAUCAUGUCUUCUAGUCCCUCGUGUUCCUGGGGUGAAAGGGUGUUCCUCUGGGCUAGGCCAGGACUGGAACCCCUCCUUCCCUGCCACAUGGCCCUAACACAGCUGCUACAGGAACACAACAGUAAAGGGCCUGAGCCCCAGGUUUGGAAGCCCCGAUUGGGGUGUGGGGUUAGGCAGGUAGAGGGUAGCGAAAAAGACUCCUCCAGGCUCAGCUCAGAGCAUUUAGCCUCCUGGAAGAGCCCCUGCAUGGGUGGCAAGUGGGGUUUUACAGGCCACAGGUGGUGACAUGGGCCCCAGUCAGCCUGGACUCAGCUCUGCACUGAAGCCCUUGGUGUAGGGUAGGCUGAUGGGCGGGGGGUGUUCCUUCUCUAGCUGGGGCAGACACCCAGCUGGCUGGGUCCUUCCUCAGCCUUGCCUCCUUCCUGUCCCCAACCUUCUCCUUUCCUCCUGCUUCCUGACUGCUGGUCCCAUCUCCUCCCCUCCUUCCAACUGUUUCUAGUUACCACUGACCCAUGGCCGUGGACCGAUCAGACCAGCAUCAAAAUAAAAGUUUGUUUCAA